CUAAAAAAAUUUUCUUCUGUUGGUUAUGAUAUUUUUCAUUUGUUAAUUUUGGUAUUUCUUCAGAGAUUUUCUACCAAAGAGUUGCAAUAAAUUGGUUAAAAAAUGAAUCAGGCGGAUGUCUCGAAGUUGAUGUCUCAGCUGAAAUUUGCCGUGGGCCCCGUACACAGAAGACUCCGUUGCCCAGAUGGACCGGAAGGGAGGAUGCUGAAACUCCGGAAAACCGUGACGGCCCUGUUCAAGAAUGAACGCAUUGAAUUAUUCUACACCCGUGCAGAUGAAGCUCGAGGGUAUGCAGAACAGCUAAUCAAUGAAGCCAUCCGGUAUGGUGAUUGCCAUAGAGCCACAAUGGAAUUGGCUGAUUUCUGGCUCUUGGAUAAGCAGUGUGUCCACAAGCUCUUCAAGGUUCUAGUGCCACGCUACGAGAACUACCAAGUCUCCUAUACAAGAAUGUACAAAGCACCGAGAGAGUAUCCGGGAAUGUACUACAAGAGAGCCGUUCUGGAGCUCCGUGGGAAUCCCUUUCCGCCCCUUGUGCCAGAUAAGGUGCAAAAUAGAAAUUUUAUCCACAAUGUACUCCUGGAUGAGGCCAAGAAGGCAUACCGGCAGGAGAAGUACGCUGAAAUAGCCCAAAAUAUCACUGUGGCAAAGAAUCUGAGCACAUCGGAGGGUACGAAUGACGGUGGGAGUAGCAGUGAGGAUGAUGUAGCCACGAAAAAGUAGCAAAGAAUCGCCGGAUUUGAGGGGGAUUUAGUGUAAAUAAAAAAGGUAAUUUUUUCCAUAAA
Messenger RNA from Lutzomyia longipalpis, 782 nucleotides. RefSeq names its product 39S ribosomal protein L17, mitochondrial (gene mRpL17). The record is from RefSeq and is a predicted model, not a curated record. The transcript has 2 exons. Gene Ontology annotation, cellular component: mitochondrial large ribosomal subunit; ribosome. The coding region runs from base 103 to 720 and encodes 205 amino acids. Gene Ontology annotation, molecular function: structural constituent of ribosome. Gene Ontology annotation, biological process: translation. Lineage: Eukaryota; Metazoa; Arthropoda; Insecta; Diptera; Psychodidae.